Molecule: messenger RNA, 2145 nt
Organism: Australozyma saopauloensis
Lineage: Eukaryota; Fungi; Ascomycota; Pichiomycetes; Serinales; Metschnikowiaceae
Gene: GUS1
Product: glutamate--tRNA ligase
Exons: 1
Coding region: 1-2145 (714 amino acids)
Biological process (GO): translation; glutamyl-tRNA aminoacylation
Cellular component (GO): cytosol; methionyl glutamyl tRNA synthetase complex; cytoplasm
Molecular function (GO): ATP binding; glutamate-tRNA ligase activity
Source: RefSeq, a predicted model, not a curated record
AUGUCUACUUUAUCCGUGGCCGCCAAAGCCGCCUUUCUCCCAUACUCGGCUCUCAUUGCUGCCGAGUUUCUCGCUGCCGAGUCUCAGCCCGUCCCCGCUGUCACCUACGUAGAUGAGGCUGCUGUAUCUUCUGACAAGAGCACCGUCGAAUAUGUUUCUGAGGGACAAACCGUUACCGGUGAAGAGGCCGUGUUGGGCGCCAUUGCCCUGAAAGUCUCGUCGAUCUCUGGAUCCGUUGACGCCAGCGCAUCUUGGGUGCAAUUCGCAUUGACAAAGUUGGCCAACAAGAACUUCAAGACCUUGGCUGCUGACUUGGAGAAGUUGGACGCACACUUGAACUUCCGCUCUUUUGUGGUCGGCUAUGCUGUCUCUGCUGCCGACAUCGCCGUGUGGGGUGUGUUGCGUGCCAAUGCUGUGAUGGGCUCUGUCCUCAAGAACGAGGUCUACAUCAAUAUCUCCAGAUGGUACAACUUCCUUGCCGCCGACCAACGUUUCGAUGUUGCCGAGAAGACUAGCCGCGCUAUCACCGAGAUGCGCAAGGCUGCUAAGGCUGCCAAGGGUGAGAAGAAGGAGACCCACAAGGCUAACUUUGCCAUUGACUUGCCUAACGCCAAGGUGGGCGAGGUCGUCACUCGUUUCCCUCCUGAGCCUUCUGGAUACUUGCACAUUGGACAUGCCAAGGCUGCCAUUUUGAACGAGUAUUUCGCACACGAGUACAAGGGUAAGUUGAUCAUCCGUUUCGAUGACACCAACCCAUCCAAGGAGAAGGUCGAGUUCCAGGACUCCAUCAUCGAGGACUUGGCACUUUUGGGCAUCAAGGGUGACAGAGUGACCUUCUCUUCCGACUACUUCGACCAAAUGUAUGAGUUGGCCCUCAAGUUGAUCAAGGAUGGCAAGGCUUACUGUGACGAUACCCCAUUGCUCACCAUGAGAGAGGAGAGAAUGGUCGGUGACGCUUCUGCUAGAAGAGAAAGAUCCGUUGAGGAGAACUUGAAGAUCUUCACCGAGGAGAUGAAGAACGGUACCGAGGAGGGCUUGAAGAACUGUCUCAGAGCAAAGAUCGACUACCAAAACCCAAACAAGGCUUUGAGAGACCCUGUCAUCUACAGAUGCAACUUGACUCCACAUCACAGAACUGGAACUCAGUGGAAGAUGUACCCUACCUACGACUUCUGUGUUCCUGUGGUUGACUCUAUUGAGGGUGUUACCCAUGCCUUGAGAACAAAUGAAUACAGAGACCGUAACCCACAAUACGAGUGGAUCCAAAACUCCUUGGGCUUGCGUCAUGUCGACAUCUGGGACUUUGGCCGUGUUAACUUCAUGAGAACCUUGUUGUCCAAGAGAAAGUUGCAAUGGUUUGUCGACAAGGGUUUGGUUGGCAACUGGGAUGAUCCAAGAUUCCCUACUGUCCGUGGUGUCCGCAGAAGAGGUAUGACUGUUGAGGGUUUGCGUAACUUCAUUAUCUCUCAAGGUCCUUCCAAGAACAUCAUCAACAUGGAGUGGUCAACUAUCUGGGCUAUGAACAAGAAGAUCAUUGACCCAGUUGCUCCAAGACACACUGCCGUUGACGCUGCUAAUGCUGUUGUUGUUUCCCUUGCCAACGGUCCUGCUCAGCCAGAAGCCGAGCAAAAGCCUAAGCACAAGAAGAAUGCUGAGAUCGGAAACAAGACGGUCUUGUUUGCCAACUCUGUUUUGGUUGACCAGGCUGAUGCCGCCUCAUUCCUGGAAGGUGAGGAAGUCACCUUUAUGGACUGGGGUAACGUUAUCAUUGACAAGAUCCACAAGUCCGGUGAUGUCGUGACUGGCAUUGACGCUAGAUUGCAUUUGGAGGGUGACUUCCGUAAGACUGAGAAGAAGGUUACUUGGUUGGCUAACACAGAUGACAAGAUUAAGGUUCAAUUGGUUGACUUCGACCACUUGAUCACCAAGGACAAGUUGGAGGAGAACGACAACUUUGAGGACUUCCUUACUCCAGAGACUGAAUUCAAGAGCGAGGCCUUUGCUGACCUCAACUUGAAGACCUUGAAGCAUGGCGACAUUAUUCAAUUUGAGAGAAAGGGCUACUACGUCGUCGAGAAGCCAUACAGCGACUCUCAAGAGAUGGUCUUGUACACUAUUCCAGAUGGAAAGGCUGCUAAGAAGUAA